Messenger RNA from Postia placenta MAD-698-R-SB12, 1122 nucleotides. RefSeq lists its product as hypothetical. The coding region runs from base 1 to 1122 and encodes 373 amino acids. NCBI's taxonomy places the organism in Eukaryota, Fungi, Basidiomycota, Agaricomycetes, Polyporales, Adustoporiaceae. The record is from RefSeq and is a predicted model, not a curated record. The transcript has 5 exons.
AUGUCUGCUCGCUCCGCCACCCCUGCCUCGACGCCCUCGCUCGUCAACCGCCGCCUCGCCUCCUUGCUCGUGGUCCUCGAGGCUCCGCCGACUGCCGACGCCGCGCUCGAUGUGGUCGAAGAGUGGGCACAAGACUUGUCGCCGCUCGUGCUCGCCUAUCGCAAGGCCUUGGGCGCCAUCCGCAACGAGGAGACGGAGCUGCGCGUCGCCGCCGCCGUCAAGCAACUCGCUGAGCGGGCGUCGGAGUCCUGGGUCGAGUGGGCGUGCGGUGACUGGCCAGAGCUCGCGACCGCCAUCGAUGCCGAGGUCGAACGACGCCUCGAAGAGCAGAAGCGCCUCGCCGAAGAGGAAGCACGCCGCGUCGAAGAGGCCGCGAAGCGUGCGAAGGCCGCCGAGGACCGUCGCCUCGAAGACGAACGGCGUCGAAAGGACGAAGAGGAACGGCGCCUCGAAGACGAACGUCGCGCGCAAGAGGCCGCCGAUGAGGAGUUGGCGCGGAUCGCGGCCGCCGAAGGCCUUCUCGACAAGGGGAAAGGGCGCGCGAUAGUCGACGAGGAGGUCGCCGAGUUGUCGGACGACCCUUCGCUCAAGACUCCUCGGACCGUCGAACGCCCGUUCGCGAUGACGGAGUGCAAUCGUUGCGCCGGCUACCGCUCGGCCCCGGUCGAUUGCGUGUGGGCCGAGAAUGCUACGACCUGCGAUAGGUGCGCGCAGUUCCAACAGGGCUGCUAUUUCGACAAAGUGUCUGUCCUGGGCAAAACAAAGAAGACGCGCGGCGGGGGAUCAACCACGAAAAAGCGCAUUCGGCCGGCCUCUCCUGGGCCUUCGGUCGCGGACGCGAGUGGUUCGAAGAAGUGCCGAGUUGACGAGCCUCCGCGCCCCCUUCUACGACUGCCACUCGAUGGGGCCAGCCGCCUUGGCCUUGAACAAGACGACCUCGACGCGCUCGACCUCGAUGACGAAUCUCGGGGGAUCAUCCGCGUCAUCCGCAAGGAGCGCGCUCACAUCGCUCGCCGUCGAGCGCUCCUCCACGACAUGGACCUCGACCUUCAAAAGAUGGAGAAGGCCGCACUUGCAAAGGGCGGAAUCGGUUUCGUGCGCGGGGCUGUCGACGAUGAGUAG